Molecule: messenger RNA, 5738 nt
Organism: Marchantia polymorpha subsp. ruderalis
Lineage: Eukaryota; Viridiplantae; Streptophyta; Marchantiopsida; Marchantiales; Marchantiaceae
Source: the annotation of a GenBank genome assembly
GUGCGGCUUUAAUAUGAAAUCGCCGACGCGCUUUCAUCCAAUUCACCAGCGUUGAACGUUGGUCUCUUGCACCGCGUCGACGAGGAUCCUUUGCUCGUCCCUCACGUUCGAGAAUUGCGCAAUUUUUGAACUCUGCUCGCGGGAUUCCCAUGGAAACCGAGUCGCAAGAAUCCGGGCAAGUGAUGAACGUAGAGAAAGCGGACGACUGCAACAUGGAGGAGAAUGUAGCUCCGAGUUGCGGACGGGAGGUGGAAUUCCUCUUUCCCGUCUGCCCGCAAGUACCCUCUAAUCUGAAAGAAUUUGUGGCUGUACCAAAUCCAACCGUGGCGAAUUCAGACGAGAAUCAGAAAUCGCCUGCCAUAAUUGGCGCAAACGUACCUUGUAUGACGGAAGAAAACUUGGCCAAGCGAAAGCGGGAAGAAAUGAAUGCUGUUCAGAAUCCCACGUUAUCUGAGGUCGAAAUUGAGGACCCGCUGUUUGCUACCCGAACAAAGAAAAGGCAGCGGACCGUUGAAAAGCCUAAGAAAGUGAAUGGCAUUGUGAAGAAAGUGAUCAGGAAAUCCUCGACUGUACUGGAGGCUGAAGAAGAUCCUUCCCUUGUUAAAGAUCCUGAAGGAAAAGCUCGGAGAUACCAGCUUGAGGUUCUGGUGGAAGCGCAGAAAAGAAACACUAUCGUUUACUUGGAAACUGGAUGCGGCAAGACGCUCAUAGCCGUCUUGCUCAUGAAGUCGCUGGCGCAGAAGCUGCGCAUUCCCGAGAAGAAAAAAGUGGCAGUUUUCCUUGCUCCAACUGUACACCUGGUUAGACAGCAAUCAAGCGUGAUCAAUCUACACACUGACUUGCGAGUAGGGGAGUAUUUUGGCUCGUUGGGAGUCGACACCUGGAAGCCAGAGAAGUGGCAGGAGGAAAUCAACAAUCACGAGGUUUUGGUGAUGACCCCACAAAUUCUAGUGGAUCUUUUAACCCACGGAAUAAUCAAAUUAGAGGUCAUCGAACUCUUAAUUUUCGAUGAGUGCCACCAUGCUCAUAAGAAGCAUGCUUACUGCAAGAUCAUGGACAGGUAUAGAGAUGUACCAGAAAGCUGUAGGCCUAAAGUGUUCGGCAUGACAGCUUCCCCUGUCAUUCGAAAAGGAGUAAGCUCCGGUGCAGACUGCGAGCUGCAGCUUGGACGGCUAGAACAGAAGCUUGAUGCGAAGGUAUUUGCUGUUAAAGAUAGAUCAGAGUUGGAGUCCUUCGUUCCGACACCACUUACACAAGGAAUUGACUUCGACACUCCGACCGUAGAUGUUGAAGAGUACAAAUUAAAGCUUCAAGCUAUUGCAGAAAAGUAUCAACAGUUCGGGAAGGCAAGACAUGGAGGGAAUGACGAACAGUUUAAAGAUUAUGAGGAACUGAGCAAAAAGUUACAGAAGAGUAUCAAUCGGUUCUACAAUGCACUUGUCUACUGUCUUGUGGAACUAGGUCUCUGGUGUGCGCACAAGGCCGCGGAACUUCUUUUGAAGAACGACUUCAAAGAUAUACUCUCGGAGCCCGAUAUGGAUGUUGUCGCUAUCUUGAAGAGUGCGAAGGACAACUUUCUGAAGGAGGCCAUAGAUGUCUUGAAGUCUCCGCUUCCUAAGGAUCCCUUUAGUACGGACCAGGAAAUGGAUAAAGCAGUGAUACUGGGUCAGCUCACGCCCAAAGUCAAGAAGUUGGUUGAUGUUCUCGUGAAAUACAGGGAGGUGAAGGAUAUGCGCUGCAUUGUAUUCGUUGACAGAGUGGUCGGGGCACUCGUUCUAUCCAAUUUAAUAAAUAGUAUAAAGAUUUUAGCUUUCCUCCGCUGCGAGUAUCUUGCUGGUAUCAACGGUGCUCUUGACGCCCCAACACGCACUUUCCAAGAUCAAGUCAUUCUGAAUUUUCGAACGGGCAAGCUCAACCUUUUGGUAGCUACAAACGUUGCUGAAGAAGGUCUCGAUGUACAAGGCUGUCAUUCCGUUGUUCGUUUCGACAUCUGUAAAACUGUCCGUAGCUAUAUUCAGUCUCGUGGACGAGCAAGGAGGCCUGGUUCCGAUUACAUUGUGUUUAUGGAAAAGGGAAAUGACAAGCAGAAGGAGGAGUUCAAAGCAAUAGUGCAAAGUGAAUCUAAAAUGAUAGAAUCUGCUCUAGAUAGAGCAGGUGAUCAGGUUACCCAGAUCAAGCCUCCAACAGUUGUACCUGUCGAAGUUUUUCGUGUUCAAAGCACAGGGGCAUCUUUGACUACAGAUUCCAGCAUCGCUUUCAUCUACCGAUUUUGCUCGAAGUUACCUGGAGACAAGUAUUAUACCCCAAGACCCGAGUUUAUUUUUAGCGAAGAAGCGGACAAGAUGCACAUUUGCACUCUGAAGCUGCCACCGAAUGCUACAAUUCACGAGUUAGUUGGACCUAAAAGGAAAACAGCAGUGCUAGCAAAGCAAGUGGUUUGCCUUGAAGCUUGUAGGAUGCUGCACACCCUGGGUGCUAUCACUGACCAUCUUCUUCCCGUCAUCGAUGAUGGCAAAGUGGAGGAGGAAGAUAUAAUGAACCUAAAAACGUUGAAGAACCGCGGAGCAGGUACAACCAAGCAGAAAGAGCUCCAUGGCACAGUAGUCGCUACAAAACUGAGAGGAUCCUGGGGUACCACAGAUAAAGGGCACACGUUUCAUGCGUACAGUCUUAUCUUCUCUCCUGAGGAACAUGAAACAAUCGUUUAUGCCAAUUUCGCAUUUCUAGUUGAGACCAAACUGGACGAUGAUGUGGCAAGACUCGAAGUGGAAUUAGCAUUGAAGGCAGGAAAGAUGGGAAGAGCGAAAUUUUAUCCUGCUGGUGAAGUUGCCCUUACAAGAGAGCAGAUCAAAGACUGCAAGGAUAGCCAGGAACUUUUUUUCAAUGGAAUGUUCAGUAAGCUUGUAACUCGAGCUAGCAAAGGAGUCGCACUUGAACCAAGCAAAGGACUCGUCACCCUUACACCCCACAAGUCUUUGGUGAUUGCCACCGAUGAGGAUAGAUCGCGUAUAUGGGACCAGAACAAGAUGUAUCUUCUCUUGCCCCUUCUUCACACCUUAGAUGGGGUAAAAGUGGCUGAUGCUAUUUCUUCAUCAGCUAUAUAUGCUCAACCAGAUAUCGACUGGGAAUGUGUAAGCAGAACUGCAGAAGCCGCUCGAUCAUUCAGGUCGAUUUACACGCCUGCUGUAGGCAAUUCUACAAGCAUAUCUGAGGAGGGUUUGGAGAUUCAACCCCCUACGACCUCCCCACAAGUGGAAAACGGGAAUCUCAAGAUGGCCUUUGGAGUAACUGCAAGGGUUUCCAAAAUAGUCGAUACCGUUGUCCUAACGGUUCACACAGGGAUGCUCUACUGCAUAACAAAAGUUUUACAUAAUAGGACUGCCAAGUGUCCCUUUCCAGAGAGCAAUGAAAACGAAGACCAGAAAUUCAGCUCUUACGGUGAUUACUUUCGACAGAAGCAUAAACAGAUCUUGCUCUAUGCUGAGCAGCCCAUGCUGCAAGCCAAACAAACUCAUCGUCCGCGUAAUCUUCUCGCCAGGAAUUCUGUCAAUGGGUCGGGUAAAGGGAAGAAGAAAUCCAAGGGUAACUCUGAAGAAUCAGAAAAUUGCUACAUUGAACUUCCUCCAGAGCUCUGUAUCGUCUUAGGAGUCUCUGAUGCUGUUGUGCGAUCAGCUUAUCUCCUUCCUUCAGUUAUGCAUAGGCUCGAUGCUGCUCUGGCAGCUAGUCAGCUGCGAGAGAUGAUAACAAAGGACUUUCCACACCCGGUUAUCCCAGUCAUGCGGAUUGUGGAGUCUUUGACAACACUGAGAUGCCUGGAGGAAUUUUCUCUUGAGGGUUUGGAGCUCCUGGGGGAUUCAUUCUUGAAAUAUGCCUGGAGCAAAAGUUUGUUUCUCACGCAUCAUGAGAAACAUGAGGGUCAAUUAUCUGCCAGACGUUGUCGCGAAAUCUGCAAUGCAAAACUUCACGACUUGGCAUUAAGGCGUGACCUGCCUCAAUAUAUCCGCGACGAGGUCUUCGAUCCAAGCCGCUGGGUUCCUCCAGGAAUGCAUUGCCCCAAAAUACUUCUUUGUCGCUGUGAUUUGAAAAACCUCAAUCACGAUCAGACAGAAGAUGCAGAAGAUGACGAGAAACCGAAGCAAAUCCAAAAGGUUGUGAAGAUUGGUAAAAGUUGUGCCAAUGGUCAUCGUUGGUUAUGCUCCAAGACCAUCUCUGAUGUCGUGGAAGCACUCAUCGGUGCCUACCUAGUGGAUAGCGAUGAUUCUGGAGCUCUAAAUUUCAUGACCUGGGUAGGGAUGGAGGUCAAAGUAGAGCAGGCAUUGGUAGAUAGAGCCAAGGGCUACACAGCCUGUGAUCCUACAGUCAACGUUGGUGCUGACUUAAAAGGGCUUGAAGUUCGUUUGAAUUACUCUUUUAUCAACAAGGCACUACUAGUGGAAGCCAUAACUCAUGCUUCUCAUCAAGAGCUCAAAGGAGGCUUUUGUUAUCAGAGGCUGGAGUUUCUAGGAGACGCUGUGCUGGACUAUCUCAUCACAAGACAUCUGUACUUUUCACAUCCUGGUUUGACUCCUGGCCGGUUGACGGACCUUCGCUCAGCUGCGGUGAACAACGAGUGCUUUGCUCGCAUUGCAGUGAAACAUUGCCUGAACAAAUACCUGAGGCACGGAUCUGGUUUUCUCCUUAAGCAAAUUGAGGAGUUCGUGCAAAUCAUUGAGCAGUCCGGUGAAAUCCAAAAGACCUCAUCGUUUGGCUGGGAUGGAGUGAAAGGACCGAAGGUUCUGGGAGAUCUGGUCGAGAGCAUAGCUGGAGCUAUUCUUGUGGACACAGGCUUCGACUUGGAAACAGUGUGGGUUGUCAUGAAGCCUUUACUUAGUCCAAUUGUCACCCCGGAGACUCUUCCUCUCCAUCCUGUCCGAGAGCUGCAAGAACUAUGCCAUCUCAAAGACUACAGUGUGGUAUUAAAUGUGGAGCAAGAGAAUAAAAUGUCUCGGGUUACCAUUGACGUUAGUAUCGGAGACAAGACUCUAUCUGCCACUUCAUGUCAAAUGCAGAAGAAGACUGCGCAGAAGGAUGCUGCACAGCAAAUGCUUGCUCUACUUAAGAUUGAAGGUAUAUGGCACCCCUGGAAAGCCACAGUGGUUGAAUGUCCUCAUACUCCAGCGAAAGUGGUGGAGCAACCAUUUGUGCCUCCUGGUUAUAAGCGAAAGCUUGACAAGAUACGUGAGGCAGAGACUCGUGAGGAGAAGAAAGUGAAAGUCACGUUUGAAGCUCCACAGGAUUUGAAUUUUGUAAAUCCUCAAGAAAACGUCAACAUGUCCUGUAGUGCCGUUCUGCUCUGCUCAGAUGAACAUCGGAAAGAGAUAGAAUCGGAAGGUCAAACGGUUGUAGUACCUGCCUGACCGGGCUCUCUCGUUCUAUUGGAGAGUUUCUACGGCAGGAAUUUGUCAAAAGUGGGUUUAAGGAGCCGUGACAAUUUUGUAGAUAUUGUCUCUUUGCUCCCAGGGAAUAUUCAGGCAAUGAGCUAAGAGUUGUGACAAGGAUGGCCAAUCCAAUUCUCACUUUUAACAACUUGUAUCUAGAGGAAUAUUUAGUGCUUCGAGAAAAUCAGAACAGUAGACGUUUGAGAGGUGAGGAGUCCUCAUUACCCACUAGUCCUUUACAGCUCUCAAGAGCUCAAACUCCCCCACUCACCUACUGUAAUGUACAUAUUAAUCACGAACAAUACACAAAGUUUUACACCG